CCGCGUUCCGGUUCCGGUCGGUUGCCCGGGAGACGCGGCUACACAGAGAGGAGCGGCGGCCGUCGGAGGCCGAGGCGUGGCGGCGGGUGCCCCUCGGUGGGCUCGCAGGCGGGGCGCGGACGGCCCGGGGCGCCGGGCGCGGGGCGGGCGCCAUGAGUCAGAGGCAGGUGCUGCAAGUGUUCGAGCAGUACCAGAAAGCCCGGACCCAGUUCGUGCAGAUGGUGGCGGAGCUGGCGACCAGACCCCAGAACAUCGAGACGCUGCAGAACGCGGGUGUAAUGUCUUUGCUGAGGCCUCUUCUCUUGGAUGUGGUCCCGACAAUUCAACAGACGGCCGCUCUGGCGCUUGGGAGACUGGCUAAUUAUAAUGAUGAGCUGGCAGAAGCAGUUGUGAAGGGUGACAUUCUUCCACAGCUUGUCUAUUCAUUGGCAGAACAGAAUCGUUUUUACAAGAAAGCAGCUGCCUUUGUGCUACGAGCAGUUGGUAAACACUCUCCUCAACUAGCUCAAGCAAUAAUAGAUUGUGGAGCGCUGGAUACGCUGGUGAUAUGCUUGGAAGAUUUUGACCCUGGAGUCAAGGAGGCUGCAGCCUGGGCACUUGGAUAUAUUGCAAGACAUAAUGCAGAACUGUCACAAGCUGUGGUGGAUGCAGGAGCGGUUCCCCUUUUAGUACUCUGUAUCCAGGAGCCAGAAAUUGCUUUGAGAAGGAUUGCUGCUUCGGCCCUCAGUGAUAUUUCAAAGCAUUCUCCAGAGUUAGCGCAGACGGUGGUGGAUGCAGGAGCUACUGCUCACUUAGCCCAGAUGAUCCUGAACCCUGAUGCUAAAUUGAAGCGUCAGAUCCUUUCAGCUCUCAGUCAGAUUGCAAAACAUUCUAUAGAUCUGGCAGAAAUGGUGGUUGAAGCAGAGAUUUUUCCAGUUGUACUCACCUGUCUGAAGGACAAAGAUGAAUAUGUGAAGAAAAAUGCUUCUACUUUAAUUAGAGAGAUUGCAAAACACACACCUGAGCUGUCGCAGUUGAUAGUUAACGCGGGAGGAGUUGCUGCCGUGAUUGACUGUAUUGGGUCCUGCAAGGGAAAUAUAAGGCUGCCUGGCAUCAUGAUGCUUGGUUAUGUAGCAGCUCAUUCUGCAAACCUGGCGAUGGUGGUGAUCAUUUCCAAGGGUGUGCCCCAGUUGUCAGUCUGCCUGUCGGAAGAACCAGAAGAUCACAUUAAGGCCGCUGGGGCUUGGGCCUUGGGACAGAUUGGGAAACACACUCCGGAGCAUGCACGGGCUGUCGCGGUCACAAAUACUUUGCCGGUGCUGCUUUCUCUGUACAUGUCAACAGAAAGUUCUGAGGAUCUGCAAGUAAAAAGUAAAAAAGCCAUAAAAAGUAUCCUACAAAAAUGCACCUAUUUACCAGCCCUUGAGCCAUUUCUGUAUGAUGCUCCUCCCAAUAUUUUGAAGCAUGUGAUUGGACAGUUCAGUAAGGUGCUGCCACAUGACAGCAAAGCUCGACGACUUUUUGUAACAAGUGGUGGACUUAAAAAGCUUCAAGAGAUAAAAGCAGAACCUGGAUCUCUCCUUCAAGAAUACAUCAACAUUAUUAACAACUGUUACCCAGAGGAAAUAGUAAGGUAUUAUUCCCCUGGAUAUUCAGAGACACUUCUGCAGAGGGUGGACAGUUAUCAACCACUUACUAACUAAGCAAAGUUAUACUCGAAUUCACAGCAGAGUAUUUUUGAAUAAAAGUUGUUAAAGCUCUUUUUAAAUAUUUGAACUAAGUACAUUCUAGUGUGAAAUACCUUUGGAUAAUAUUUUCUAAAUUAAUGUAAUCCUUUAAAAAUUAGUGGCUUGAAUAUAUGAGGAAUUAUUCAUGGUCAUUUGCAUAGGAUUUGCUCUAAAGGUAGAUUUAAAAAAGACGUUAAAAGGUUUAAGGCAUUUGUUAUUGUUCUAUUAAAAACCAUACACACACCCCCCUCCAACUAGAUAUAGAUGAAAGAUGGUUCAAUAACUCUUAGUUAUUUUGGCCAAUUCCUCAUAAGCAUAGGCAAGGAAAACUGGCCUUGCAAAUUCCACAGUAGGAUAUAGAAGGAAACAGUUGAAAGAGGAAACUGAUGACAGAAAUACAGGACACUUGAAAGAGACUCUGAUGCUGGUCACAUAAUUCAUUAACCUACACUUGGAAUCUGUGGGUAACCUGUCAGGUUUUCCUAAAAACUUAGGAAGCUCUCCUCUUCAUCCCAAGUUUUCUAAGCUCUUUUCUCACCUUACCUAACCAAUUCUUACCUUUCAUGGGGCUGGCUAGGGUAGAGGUCAAUAUUAAGCAUUAUACUGCUGCAGAUGUGCUUUCCAUUUUCAUUGCACGUUUUCUUAGUCUAGCUCUGCUCAUGAAUAAACAAGGAAGCAGGCGUGUAAAAUGGGUCCUCAGUAUUCCCUUGUCCUAGCUUCACUUUCCCAAGUUUCAAAAGUCACAUUUUCAGAGAUUUAAGGAAUAAUUUGAAAAUAAUACCAUGAGGCGCACACCUUAUAUGCAUUUUCACUUAGAGAGGUGAAAGUGGGUGAGUGGGAGUUUCAGUAAAACUUUACAUAAAAGCUGCA
Molecule: messenger RNA, 2576 nt
Organism: Ceratotherium simum simum (southern white rhinoceros)
Lineage: Eukaryota; Metazoa; Chordata; Mammalia; Perissodactyla; Rhinocerotidae
Gene: SPAG6
Product: sperm associated antigen 6
Biological process (GO): neuron projection extension; epithelial cilium movement involved in extracellular fluid movement; filopodium assembly
Cellular component (GO): acrosomal vesicle; microtubule cytoskeleton; sperm principal piece
Molecular function (GO): microtubule binding
Source: RefSeq, a predicted model, not a curated record